Molecule: messenger RNA, 10993 nt
Organism: Prorocentrum cordatum
Lineage: Eukaryota; Dinophyceae; Prorocentrales; Prorocentraceae
Source: the annotation of a GenBank genome assembly
AUGACCUCAGAGACUGACAGCAGCUCGCUGACAAUCACUGGCGCAACAAGCACCAGCGCGAGCAGCAGCACUACGGAGAGCUCCAUGACGUUAACGAGCUCUACGGAGUCCAGCACCACCAGUCGUACAGCCACUUAUGCCAGCAGCACCAGUCUGACUAGCAGUGCUACGCUGACCUCAACGACAGAAACGAGCACCAUCAAAGUGACCAGCACGACUCCCACCAGCAGCACGACGAUGGGAACCACGACUGCGACUAGCACCGCCUCGCUCACUAGCAGCAGGACGUGGACUUCUUCGACUUCGACCACUCCAUUCUCCAGCACUGCGUCGGAGAGCUCCACGAGUGAGACAAGCACCGCAAGUCUCACAAGCGCCACUGUUAGUAGCAGCACCACUCUGGCAUCGACAAGUGUGACCAGCUCUGCGCUGAUUUCAGCUACUGGCAGCAGCUCGCUGACAAUCACCAGCGCAACAAGCACCAGCGCGAGCAGCAGCACUACGGCGAGCUCCAUGACGUUAACGACCUUCACGGAGUCCAGCACCACCAGUCGUACAGCCACAUACGCCAGCAGCACCAGUCUGACUAGCAGUGUUACGUUGACCUCAACGACAGAAACGAGCACCACCGCAGUGACCAGCACGACUGCCACCAGCAGCACGACGAUGGGAACCACGACUGCGACCAGCACCGCCUCGCUCACUAGCAGCAGGACGUGGACUUCUUCGACUUCGACGACUCCAUUGUCCAGCACUACGUCGGAAAGCUCCACGAGUGAGACAAGCACCGCAAGUCUCACAAGCGCCACUGUUAGUAGCAGCACCACUCUGGCAUCGACAAGUGUGACCAGCUCUGCGCUGAUUUCAGCUACUGGCAGCAGCUCGCUGACAAUCACCAGCGCAACAAGCACCAGCGCGAGCAGCAGCACUACGGAGAGCUCCAUGACGUUAACGAGCUCUACGGAGUCCAGCACCACCAGUCGUACAGCCACAUAUGCCAGCGGCACCAGUCAGACAAGCACCACCACGUUGACCUCAACGACAGAAACGAGCACCAUCACAGUGACCAGCACGACUCCCACCAGCAGCACGACGAUGGGAACCACGAGUGCGACCAGCACCGCCUCGCUCACUAGCAGCAGGACGUGGACUUCUUCGACUACCACUCCGUUGUCCAGCACUACGUCGGAGAGCUCCACGAAUGAGACACGCACCACGAGCCUCACAAGCGCCACUGUUAGUAGCAGCACCACUCUCGCAUCAACAAGUCAGACCAGCUCAGCUACAAUCAUUUUCACGAUGACCUCAGAGACUGACAGCAGCUCGCUGACAAUCACUGGCGCAACAAGCACCAGCGCGAACAGCAGCACUACGGAGAGCUCCAUGACGUUAACGAGUUCUACGGAGUCCAGCACCACCAGUCGUACAGCCACUUAUGCCAGCAGCACCAGUCUGACUAGCAGUGCUACGCUGACCUCAACGACAGAAACGAGCACCAUCACAGUGACCAGCACGACUCCCACCAGCAGCACGACGAUGGGAACCACGACUGCGACUAGCACCGCCUCGCUCACUAGCAGCAGGACGUGGACUUCUUCGACUUCGGCCACUCCAUUCUCCAGCACUGCGUCGGAGAGCUCCACGAGUGAGACAAGCACCGCAAGUCUCACAAGCGCCACUGUUAGUAGCAGCACCACUCUGGCAUCGACAAGUGUGACCAGCUCUGCGCUGAUUUCAGCUACUGGCAGCAGCUCGCUGACAAUCACCAGCGCAACAAGCACCAGCGCGAGCAGCAGCACUACGGAGAGCUCCAUGACGUUAACGACCUUCACUGAGUCCAGCACCACCAGUCGUACAUCCACAUAUGCCAGCAGCACCAGUCUGACUAGCAGUGUUACGUUGACCUCAACGACAGAAACGAGCACCACCGCAGUGACCAGCACGACUGCCACCAGCAGCACGACGAUGGGAACCACGACUGCGACCAGCACCGCCUCGCUCACUAGCAGCAGGACGUGGACUUCUUCGACUUCGACCACUCCAUUGUCCAGCACUACGUCGGAAAGCUCCACGAGUGAGACAAGCACCGCAAGUCUCACAAGCGCCACUGUUAGUAGCAGCACCACUCAGGCAUCGACAAGUGUGACCAGCUCUGCGCUGAUUUCAGCUACUGGCAGCAGCUCGCUGACAAUCACCAGCGCAACAGGCACCAGCGCGAGCAGCAGCACUACGGAGAGCUCCAUGACGUUAACGAGCUCUACGGAGUCCAGCACCACCAGUCGUACAGCCACAUAUGCCAGCGGCACCAGUCAGACAAGCACCACCACGUUGACCUCAACGACAGAAGCGAGCACCAUCACAGUGACCAGCACGACUCCCACCAGCAGCACGACGAUGGGAACCACGAGUGCGACCAGCACCGCCUCGCUCACUAGCAGCAGGACGUGGACUUCUUCGACUUCGACCAUUCCAUUGUCCAGCACUACGUCGGAGAGCUCCACGAGUGAGACAAGCACCAUGAGCCUCACAAGCGCCACUGUUAGUAGCAGCACCACUCUCGCAUCAACAAGCGUGACCAGCUCUACGCUGAUUUCAGCUACUGGCAGCAGCUCGCUGACAGUCACCAGCGCAACAAGCAUCAGCGCGAGCAGCAGCACUACGGAGAGCUCCAUGAAGUUAACGAGCUCUACGGAGUCCAGCACCACUAGUAUUACAGUCACCUAUGCCAGCAGCACCAGUCUGACAAGCACCACCACGUUGACCUCAACGACAGAAACGAGCACCAUCACAGUGACCAGCACGACUCCCGCCAGCAGCACGACGAUGGGAACCACGACUGCGACCAGCACCGCCUCGCUCACUAGCAGCAGGACGUGGACUUCUUCGACUUCGACCACUCCAUUGUCCAGCACUGCGUCGGAGAGCUCCACGAGUGAGACAAGCACCAUGAGCCUCACAAGCGCCACUGUUAGUAGCAGCACUACUUUUGCAUCAACAAGUGCGACCAGCUCUGUUAUCAGCACUACCACGCUGACCUCAAAGACUGGCACAAGUUCGGUUUCGAGCACCAGUGCGAGCAGCAGCACUACAGAGAGCUCUAUGACGUUAACGACCUUCACGGAGUCCAGCACCACCAGUCGUACAGCCACCUAUGCCAGCAGCACCAGUGAGACUAGCACCUCCACGCUGGCCUCAACGACAGAAACGAGCACCACCACAGUGACAAGCACGACUGCCACGAGCAGCACGACGAUGAGCACCACGACCGCGACCAGCACCACCUCGCUCACUAGCAGCAGGACGUUGACUUCCUCGACUUCGACCACUUCUGCCUCCAGCACCACAUCAGGGAGUUCCACGAGUGGGACCAGCACCAUGAGCCUUACCAGCACCACCAGAAGUAGCAGCACCACUUUUGCAUCGACAAGUGCGACCAGCUCUGUGACCAGCUCUACCACGCUGACCUCAAAGACCAGCACAAGUUCGUUGACGAGCACCAGCGUCAGCAGCAUGACUCUGACGAGCGCCAGCACCAGCAGCACAACUGCCAGCAGCACGGCUUCGUGGACCUCCACGACUGGUUCGAGUUCUGGUACUACCAGCACCACACUCAGUUCCGCAACUGAGUCCAGCAGCACUUCUCAAAGUAGCACGAUCUCGCUGAGCUCUGCGUCCUGGACCAGUUCUGGUACCAGCAGCACCACGCUCAGUGCCACAACUGUCUCCAGCAGCACAACGUUCACAAGAACCAGCGACAGCAGCAGCACGUCGCAAAGUUCCACGUCUGGGACCAGUUCUGGCACUACCAGUACCACGCUCAGUGCCACAACUGUCUCCAGCAGCACAACGCUCACAAAAACCAGCGACAGCAGCAGCACGUCGCAAAGUUCUGCGUCUGGGACUAGUUCUGGUACUAGCAGUACCACGCUCAGUGCCACAACUUUCUCCAGCAGCACAACGGUCACAAGCACCAGCGCAAGCAGUAUCACGACGUUGAGUUCUACGUCCAGGACCAGCUCUGUUUCUAGCAGCAGCACGCUCAGUUCUGCGACAGAAUCAAGCAGUAGCACUCGCACGAGCACCAGUAAGAGUAGCACGGCUUCGUCGAGCUCCACCACGGUAUCCAGUUCCUCCACCUCUGCAAGCACUUCGACGUGGAGUUCCACCACUGACACCAGCACCGUAACGAGCAGCACGUCGGCGACCUCUACAUCGGAAACCAGCACCACCUCGCUUACAAGCACUAGCGUCACCAGCAGCACGACGUCGAGCUCCGCGACUGGCACCAGCACCUUUACGAGCAGCACUUCGUUGAGCUCCACAACGGAAAGCAGCACCAGCUCCUUGUCAACCACUAGUGCUAGUAGCUCUGUGUCGAUGAGCUCCAUGACCGACACCAGCAGUGGUACUAGCAGCACCACGCUGAGCUCCACGACGGAAAGCACGAGCACCAGUGCCACAAGCAGCACUUCACUCAGCUCCGUCACCGACAGCAGCACCACCCUGACCUCCACCACACAAUCCAGUACCACAGUAUCUGCCACUAGUACAGGCACUAGUACAAACACGAGGAGCUCGACAACUGGAAGCACAACUACCUCGUUGACCAGCGUCAGUGCCAGUAGCUCUUCGUCUUCGAGCUCCGCGACUGACACCAGCACUAGUAGAAGCAGCACCACGCUGAGCUCCACAACCGAAAGCACAAGCUCGAGUGCUACAAGCAUCACUUCAGUCAGCUCAACGGUAUCUUCCAGCUCCAGUACCAUUAGCACCAUCUCGACCUCCGCGACGGACACGAGUUCUGCUACACUCACCACCACCUUGAGCUCCACAACUGGCACCAGCUCUGACACCAGCAGCACCACCGCGAGCACAAGCAAGACCAGCAGCACCACGUACACCGACACCACGACAGGCUCCAGCACGUCGACUGUGACCGUCACGAACACCAACACCAGCAGCACGACACUUACCCUGACAACCACGCCUUAUACCACCACCGUCACCACCGCGACGUCGUUGACCCUCACGUCGUCGACCGCUACCUCGACGACCCUCACCUCGACCACGGACAGCAGCACCACUGGGACCAGCAGCACUACACCGCACACCACGACGAUCACGUCGACCAGCACUACAGAGACUAGCUUGACAACCACGCUCACCAGCUCCACUAUCACGAGCACCUUGACCAGUACCACAGGCAGCAGCACCUCGGAGACCAGCACUGUCACGACAGUCUCCACCAGCCUCACUUCCACAGUUACCACCUCCUCAACGACCUCGACUGUCACCACCACCGACACCUCCACCACUUCUAUCACCUUGAGCGCCACCUCGUCGACGACUAUCUCGACCACAAUCUCUAACACUUCCACCACUACCGCCACUACGAGCGCCACCUCUUCGACGACUAUCUCGACUUCGACCACUACGACCACGACCACCACCACAACAACCACUGAGGAGACAUACCAUGUGUCUGGGACGGUGAUCUUUCAGGUUGGCAACGACACCAGCUUGACAGCGGGUCAAGUGGAAUCUGCAACUUUGGCCGCUCUGCCAGAUGUCCUGGGGGGUGAAGCAAUGCGGGACCAGAUUUCCGAUGCUUUGUACGCUGUGGCCACAUAUUACAAUUACUCUGUGACAAGAAGGUUGAGCAGUGGCACUGCGGCUGUGAACAUCAUCUGGACGGUGGAGUACACUGCUGAGCUCUACAGAACAGUCAUGGAGGAGGUAGUGCGCAGUUCAUCGGAACUGGCGAUCAAUAGCACCGCUUUCCUGACCGAGCUGUCAGAUCAGCUGAUUGCGGUGGCGAACCUGAGCAGCGAUGCUGUCGCGUCCCUCGUGGUCGUCGGAUUCGAAAGCGUGAGCGCGCUAGUCAUCACGAAGACCGAGACAAGCACCCGAACCUCGUCCAGUUUCUCGAGUACGACGUCAGAAACUGCCACGUCAUCGACAGCCACGUCGGCAACGACGACGACGACGACGGUCGAUCCUCUGCAGUUGCUGAAGACGGAUCUCACCUGGGCGUACACGACAUUCGUGAUGACAUUCAACGCUGGCGUGGUGUUCCCCUAUCCGGCAUCUUCGGAUUGCACGAGCAUGUUCGCCACGGAGUCUUUCGAUGCCCUCGGGCGGCCCACGGACUGCAGCUUCAACCGGGACCGCACCAUCUUCCGCGCGGUGCUGGGCGCGUCUGCCACCGUGCUGCUUGGCGAAAACGUUUCCACGAGGCCGCUCACGCGGCUGGGCAACGGCGCGGUCAUCUCGAAGGGCUUCACGUCCGUCGUGCACUCAACCGAGGCCCCGAUCUCGGUGCAGGCGGUGCUGUCGUCCCUGCCGCAGGCCGCGCAGCCCUGCAACAACAUCGUGUUCUCGAGCACCGCGUCGGGAGCCGCUGGCAGAGCGCUCGGGAUCACCUGGCGCUUCGGGCCGGCGACACCCGCGGAGAUGGUGCCGCCCCUGCUGCCGAUCCUGCGGGCGGCGAACGCCUCCCAGAGCGCACUCGUGCGCUUCGGCGCGGCCGACUUCUACGCGGCCGCGCAGGCGGCGAUGAACGCGUCUGGCUGGAGCUCGGGCUCGCCCGUGUUCCUGGAGCUGGUGGUCGAGGCCACCAGCUGGCUGGGGUCCACGUCGUCGGCGUCGGCCGCCGUGGAGGUCCUUCCGGAGGCGGAGCUGCUGCCGACGCUGACCCCCAACACGCCCGUGGUGCUGACGCCAGACUUUGAGAGGGAGCUGACGCUGUCUGUGUCGACGGGCUUCGUGUCGCCCUCGGUCUGCACCGGGCUGGCCUACUCCCGCCCGCCUCCGAUGGCGCUGCGCUGGGAGAUCUACGGCUUCGACGGCAACCUCACGUGGAUCCCGCUGGGCGAUGCGGCAGGGCUGACUGACCUGGCCCGCUCCAGUAAUGUGGUGACCUUCGCGCCCUUCACCUUUUCCUCGGAGACCAACUACUCGCUGCGAGUGACUGCCGCGUUCGAGGACACUCCCUCGACGGUGGUGCUGCCCGAGGUGGUCUUCCAGCUGCGGGUCAAGCCCCCGCCGCCGCCCGUGGCUGUCCUCUCGGGGCCGGUCAGUGUCACGUCCUCGUGCGGGUUUGCCCUCAGCGGCUCGGGCUCGUACGAUCUCGGCGCGGUGCCGCUGUCGUCCUGCGUGUACGACUACAGCAGCCUGGGGUAUGCAGACUGCGACGCCGCCAUAGCUGCAUUUGCCGCGGAGGGCUUUCUCAUCACCUGCGCGCUGUUGCAGGAGAGUUACGGCUGGUUCUGCAAUGGGUGCCAGUGCGCUGGCGACGACGUAGACUAUCCAUUUACCCCAGCUCUCACGUACAUGUGGUCGUGCGCGGCCGUGUCAGACGGCGACGGCAGUCCGAACUGCACCGCCGUCGCCAAUUUUGACGCUGCGCACGCCGCCCUCACCGACGGCACGGGGGCCUCGGGGGAGUUCCUGCGCAUUGACGGGGGCCGCCUGCCCCCGGGCACCUACGAGUUCUCGCUGACGGCGAGCCGCUCGACAUCGGUGGGCGUCUCCAGCACCGCGGUCCACACGGUCGUGGUGGACCAGGCAGGACCGCCGCCGGUCGAGAUCUCAACGCCCUGGGUGGCUAUGGAACGGGUUUCCGUGCUUGUCGGGGAGUUCUCCGCAACCAGCGCCACCCUGCAAGCCAGCUCGGGCUGCCAGGUAUCAACGUCGUGGUUCUUCGCGUGGGCCCUGGUCUCCCCAGCGGGGGCUACCACGGUGGCCACCCCUGGGCUCAACGGCUCCGAUGGCACCGUCGAGGCCGUCCAGGAGUGGGCGGUGGAGAUGUUGUUGGACACGCAGGUCCAGGAGGUGGCCUCGACCGCCCAGUCGACGAACGUGCUGGCGACGACAGCGGCGGAGGGCAUGCGAGGCCAGCUCACGGCAGGCCAGGAAGUAUGCCCUCGUGCUCCUCGUUCUGCCCGAGACCGUGGCCCCGGGCGAGGCGCCGGACCUGGAGGGGCUGGGCACCGUCUCGGCCUGCGAGGCUCUCGGCCUCUUCGCCACGUUCUCGGCGCGCUUCGUGGCGGACGGCACGCCGACUCCAGGCGUUGUGUCUGUGAGCCCGAUGUCGGGCUUUUCUGUCGUGACGCCCUUCACCAUUUCCACGCUCGCAUGGACCGAUGAGGAGCCCGCAUCGCUCGAGUACGCGAUGUACCGCUUCCCGCAGUCUGGGCCCACCGAGAGCUGGGUGCUGCCGAUCAUCGAAUGGGACGACCCUCGAAGUCCAAGGUACUGGUCGAAGCUGGGAGGGGCGCUCCUGCAGGACUUCGAUUCCUCGUCCCAGCUUGCAGACAUGAUUCUGCCCACAGGGACAUUCUUCAUAUUGGUGAGGGCCAAGGAUCGUCUUGGUGCUAUCGGCACAGCCACGGUGCCUGGCGUCGAGGUCGCGGUUUCGGAGAACGAGCUAACGGCUGCCAACCUCUUGUCAGUGUUCGAUUCUUCGUUGAUUUCGAACAAUGCGGGCGCAGUCCUGCACACGUUGGGGGCGGUGACCUCUGCCACCGCUUCCGGAGACAACGAGACGCUGAAGCAGAUUGCGGUGCAGGAGUCACUGAGCGCACUCACCUUCGUCGUAGACAUCUUCCAGCCCGACUCCGCCGGCGUGACCCAGCUCGGAUCGACCAUCAGCUCCAUGGUAUCGGCUGGCAGCGGCGCCAUGAGCGUGGACAACCUUCUUGCCGUCCACAGUGUCGUGGGGUCAGCUCUCGGCGUCGCUCUCGCUUCUGGCGGCGGCGUCGACAACGCUGGCGGCAGUGCGAUGUUGAGCAGCCUUUCCUCGAUCAACGCAGCCAGCUCGGGCUUUUCAUCAGGGGCGCGAUCGGCGGGGACGAUUGUUAGGUCAUUUGCUCAGCAGCAGACUCUCGCAGCGACUCUGAUCAGUGUGACUAACCAGCUCGGCACGACGGCCGCAAGCGUAAUGACCGCCGGCACGGAGCAGAUGCUGGAUGGGACGGACGCCUCUGGCACAGGGGCCCAGAUGGGGUUGGCCAAAAUGCUGUCCAUCUCGGGCGACGGUGUCGGGGUGUCGGGCCUGUCGUGGGGGUCGCAGGCCCGGCGGCUGUCGUCGACACCGUGCUCGGAUAUUUCCAUCCAACAGACCAACUGGAUCAACAGCAACCCACACUCGUACGCAGACCCGACAAAGGGUCAGGUGCUGCCGCUUUCGAAUGGUCCGUUGAACGGGUACGUGCAUGCGAACUCGUCCGUGAAGAUUCUCUCCAUGGAGGAGUGCGGGGAGCCGAUCGAGUACGUCCAGGGCGAUGGCCGCCGCCUGGUCAUCACGCUGGACGGCACAUCGCCGCUCGAGGUGACGCUGACCAUGCCAGCCACCCCGGCCGUGGCUGAGGAAGGCUAUGGUUGGGAUCCUGUGUGCGCUUGGUUCAACGAGACUGGUGGGGAGUGGAUAGCCGAUGGAGCGGCGAUCGUUGGCUCCGUGAGCGAGUCUGGCGGAGACGUGACGUGCCAAGCCUCGGUCGGCGGCUCAAACAUGGCAUACACUGGGGUCUGGGUAGAGCUCCUGCUCCCGACCACGACGACCACCACGACCACGGCGACAAGCACUACGUCGACGACAAGGACCACGUCGACCACCACGAGUUCGUGGGCUUGUGAGGUAGUGCUGCUUCCCAGCCCUUACUGGCGGGCGCCGUGGAACUGCUCUUGGGUCUCGGAUCCCAGCUAUGAGAGCGAGACCGGCCUCGCCCCCAGGGAGAAUUACGUGUGCGUGUCCCCCUGCGCUGAAGGCAGCACGUUCACCACGACGGUCCACUGCGACGGCUCGAAAUGGGUGCCCGUGGAGCUGUGCCCUACAAGCACCGAGAACGACGGCGUGGGGCUCUUUGGGGAGGACACCGUGCUGAUAGCUGCGGCUGGCGGCGGCUUCACCGCCGUGCUACUGCUGGCCGCCUGUCUCAUGUGCUGCUACCUGUGUUACCACCACCGCCAGGCGCUCAAGGACAAGGAGGAGCCGCUGGUGGAGAGCCACGUCCCCUGGGAUGAGGACGAGCCCGCCUACGAGGCCCGCAGCAGGCCGAACCUGCGCCUCUCUGCCAGUCCGCGGAGCGGCCACGGCUCGCAGCAGGACAAUGCCUUCCGGGAGUGGGCCAACGACUGGACCGCUUCCCACCUCGUUCCGGGCGAGCAGGAACCCCGCCGCGCCUGGGAGCCCCCGACGCUCGAGGGUCUGCCGCCGCCCCCCCGGCUGCUGAACGACCCGUCGCCCGAGGCGAUGCCCCAGCUCGGCCUCCCCCCGGGCUCCCGCAUCGAGGAGGUCGGCGUGGAGGAGGACCCGAUGUUCUGGGAGUGGGCGCGCGAGUGGUCCCAGCUGCGCGGCGGCGCGCAGCCGGAGGCUCCUCCGCUCGCUCCGGCCGCCACGCCACACGGGCGCGCGCCUCGGCUGUCGCCGUCGCCCACGGCGGGCGCCGCAGGCGGCAGCGGUGCAUAGUUCUCCCGUGGCGUUUCACCUCCUCGUGGUGCUGGGCGGCCGUCGUCGCCCCGUGCCCGAGUGCUUCGACCUGUUUGCUCAAGGUCCUCGUCCUCUGGGCCCACUGCAGCCUUGGGCUCUGCGAGGAGCUCCUGUCGCUUUUCGCAGGCUCCACGCCAGACCUGGUGCACGCAGCCACUUAGCAGCCAUUAGUUUCUUGUGAUCUGCGAGGGCAUGCCACAAGUAUCCAGUUGCCCGGCCGUGGAUAUCAGCCACCGCGCUGUGAAGGAGGGUUCGGGACUGGGCGGGGGGUGGAUUUGCGUAUAUGUGUCCGGGCCAGUCUCAGCGCACCGCACCGUCGUUGGUGCUCAUGUCAUGUUGCGGCGCCCGCCAGCAGAGUGCCCUCGCUCGGCUGGGUGUGCGCUCUGCGUCUCACCGCCCCCGCCGCUUGCCUUCGGCGGGCUGUGCUGAUCAUCUGCUCCCCCAGCUGCUGAUUUGCUUCCCCAGCAGCGGAGCUCCACGGCCUGCUGCCAUGAUGGCAUACUG